This is a messenger RNA of Antechinus flavipes (yellow-footed antechinus), 2364 nucleotides long. It is a transcript of the gene MTERF4, whose product is annotated as mitochondrial transcription termination factor 4. The transcript has 4 exons. Bases 456 to 1358 code for a protein of 300 amino acids. Gene Ontology annotation, biological process: mitochondrial ribosome assembly; regulation of DNA-templated transcription. The record is from RefSeq and is a predicted model, not a curated record. Gene Ontology annotation, molecular function: double-stranded DNA binding. Lineage: Eukaryota; Metazoa; Chordata; Mammalia; Dasyuromorphia; Dasyuridae. Gene Ontology annotation, cellular component: mitochondrion.
GGGAGGCCUGAGUGUGAGAAAGUGGGGUGUUUGGACCCCCAAAUGGGAGGGGCACCGCCGGGACUGUAGCUAGGGGAGGGCGCGGCCCGGGGCAGCCGCUCCACGCCCCCUACCCCGGCUUCUCCAUUCCCUCCCCGACAGUUCCUUUACAAGUGGGCAAAUACCCCCCGGAAGUAAUCUUCACCCUCCCCCGCCCCGGGGACGGACGCUGUCACGUGGCCGGCCAUUCCCAGCUCGUUAAAAGCCGGCCGCUCCUCCCCGCGGCCCCGCCCCUUCCGGUGCUGACGUCAUGGGAUUCGACACCAGUCUUGCCCCGGCUUCCCUUCAGACCUCGUUCCCCGGAAGUGGUGGGAACGUUCUUCUCGAGCGCUGGUUUCUGCGGGAGGCGAAGAAACCGGACGUACCGGAAGAAACCCGGCGGACUCGUUCUCGGUGCCCGCGGAACUCCUGGUGCCAUGGCGGCCAGCUGCCGGCAGGUGUGGCGGCGGUCCUGGCGCGCUGCCCCCCUGCUGGGCCGGCCUGGUGCCCCCGUUCGGAACGUGACCUCGGAGCCCACGCACGGGCAUGCGCAGCCGGAGACGGCGCAGAGGCAGCUGGCGGACAUGGGCUUCAGCGACAGCCGCGUGGGGGAGUUGUUGCGGAUGCAGCCCGGGCUCCGGCCUCAGCAGGUGGUGGCCGCCGUGGCGGAGCUCUUGCUGCUGGGCCUGGAGCCGGAGCCCGUGUGCGAGGCCUUGAGGAGAAACCCGCAGAUCCUGCGGCUGCCGGGGCAGCGGCUGAAGGAGCGUGCCGGCCAUCUGCGGCGCCUGGGGCUUGGCGAAGGGCACUUGGAGCACAUGACUCGUUGCUGUCCGGAGCUGUUCACCAUGAGCCAGCAGCGUAUUGACACACUCGUCUCCGUCUUGAAGGACAAGUGCCUUUUUAGUGGGCAGCAGGUGGCAGAGAUUGUGGGCAGCUGCCCCCGGGUUCUGCAGGAGGAGCCCAUGGCCUUGGAGUAUAAAUUCCAGUACGCCUACUUUAGGAUGGGGAUAAAGCAGCGCGAUUUGGUGAAGACCAAGUACUUCCAGUACUCGAUGACCAAGAUCAAACAGAGGCACAUCUUCUUAGAGCGACUGGGCCUGUACCAGACUCCGGAUAAAAAGGGACAAACGCAGAUCUGCAACCCUUCUGUGAACUCGAUUUUGAGAGUCUCAGAAGCGGAGUUUUUAGCCAAGACAGCGCACUCCUCUUCGGAGGAGUUUGAGAUCUUUAAGAAGCUCUUAGCUCGGGAGGAACUAGAGGAAGAGGAAGGUCUGCAUGCAUCCGACGAGGAGGACUCCGACCUGUCGGACUCGGACGAUUCUGGCGACGAGAAGGACUGAUGGGUGGUGACGAGCGGAGGAGGCCCAGGGAGCGUUUCGCUUGGGGAAGCCGUUUGCCACAAGGGUCGUUUGAGGGUUCCUCUGGAGGCGUGGGUCUGUGACUAGCCUGGCAGACUUUAAGUGGAGGCUCCAACCUCGCUUUUUGUCCCCCAAUAUGUGCGUUGCUCACCCAGCCUGGCUUCCUCCUGUUGGGAAGGAGUGAGCUGUCGGGGGUUGGUGGCGAAGGUAAGACUGGGAAGGGGCUGGAGGGAAGUCACCCUCAGGGUAUAGCAGCUCCCAGGGGUCCUUGUUCUUAACCUGAAAAUGGCCGAUGCCUCUUAAUUGCAGUGCGCCAUUCUAAAGUUCUGCUCCGCCUUGGGCUUCAUGCUGCUCAUAUACAAGGUUCUGUGAUCACGGCCAGUCCCAGCAAACGAGGAGUCCUCCUUGUGGCCGGCCCCGUGACUGGGCCGUGACUGGGCAGCCUGGUUUCUGUCAUGGGUCAGGCCUUUCUGAGACUGUGGCCUUGAGGUUUCAGUAGCGGCAGUCACAGCAAACUUCCACAUUAUAUCCCCCCAGAAAAGUUGUAUCUCCUCAGGAGGGACUCAGUCCCACAUGGAUGGGAUCCUCGUGGUGGAUCCUGCUAAGGGUCUGGGCUGGGCUCUGGAACACAAGGCCCUGGAAAGCUAGAGGACUCGGCUUCAGAUCCUGGCCCAGCUACUCAGUUUCCUUAUCUGUAAAAUGGGGGGGUUGGGCUUGGUAACCUCAAACUGUGAUCCUGUCAUUUUUCACUCAGGUUUGUUGCUUAGUAUAUCAAGCAUCAUUUACUGCUCUGUGGUGAGCUCACCUUUCCCCCUUAUUGGAUUGUAGAGGAAUGACUAACAAAUUAUUAUUAAACAAAUUACAUUGAAAAAUGUCAAUUAAUGUAAACUUCCUGAGGUUGACCUUUAGAUUUCCUUACGUGCUGACUCCCUCUUACACAACCAAAAAGCUGCUUCAAGAAAUAAAUUGUAUUUUUAAAAAUUCUGGA